UUCCCACCAUGUUUGCGCUGUAGUGUUUUGUGGUCUGAUGUUGCUGGUGGCCGUGCGGCGCGAAUUUCAUCCAAGUGGAGAGCAUGCUCGAAAGCCAUGAUCCUAAGAAGCAAUUGGAAAACAUUUUACAUGGGGAGCAUGGGAUCGAAGGUAUUGCAGUUCAUGACAAGGAAGGUUGUUGUCUGAUAAAAGUGUGCAAGCCCGCGUGCCCCGAGCACACGACGGGUGUGAAAUACCUCUCGGCGUUCACAGUUCUCUCCGAUCAGGCCGCCAAAAUGAAUCUGGGCAAAAACAAGAAGAUAUUCAACUUCUACGGAAAACAUCAGAUUGUCCAGUUCCGUCUGGACCCUCUGAUCCUGACGGUGGUGGCCUCUGCGUCGGCGAACACGGGCUACAUAGCUGGCCUGGACGUGACGCUGGAGCCGCUGCUACAGAAGCUGCAGCCGCUGGUGCGGCCCCACUGAGCGGCGGACCGCCGUCCAGCUGUUCCAAUCCUGAUAAUGCCCGUGUUCAAGCGACUUGCCGCCGUAUUUCGCCCGUGUAGCACUGCAUUGUUGCGUGACAUAAACACCGCGUAAACGACACUCGAGUGUCAAGGCCAGGUGGUUUCGCAGUGUAAAUAAUGUUAUUCGACAGAUAUAACAGUGUGGUGCGUUGUGUGAUUUUUGUUUCAUGCUGGGUAGGUAAUGUGCUUAAUCCUGGAGAAACAGAGCAGGCGGCGCGAAGUUGCACUGUCCAUCAAGAUUCGCGAACAAUUACGAACGAAUGUCAAAAAUCUGGAUGAUAAUUGAGUGAUUCCGUUUGAAAAAAUCACCCCCUUCUGCUGUCUUCAAUUUUAUCCUCAGCACUGGAACCGGACUGAUGUCUGGCUCGGAUAUUUCUCGGGGAUAUAAUGCCCGACAAUCUUGAAAUAGAUGCUCGGGCGUUCAGAAAGCGGACACAACUUAAACGCGUCAAACUGUAACAAUGAAUGGCUGGUUAUUGCCCAUGAUUGGGGAAGGGUAAUCACGUGGACAUGUUAAUGUGGCUGUAUCUAUCUGUAUCUCUACUUGCGUGCGUCUCAUCUCCGGUUAGUCAUGCGACUCCGCCUGAGCGCAGCGGGUCCUAUACGUGAAAUGUUUGCCAGGUGUGGCUUUUCGUACGAACCCAAUGUAUCUGUGAUGCCAU
Molecule: messenger RNA, 1167 nt
Organism: Pollicipes pollicipes
Lineage: Eukaryota; Metazoa; Arthropoda; Thecostraca; Pollicipedomorpha; Pollicipedidae
Gene: Lamtor3
Product: Late endosomal/lysosomal adaptor, MAPK and MTOR activator 3
Exons: 5
Coding region: 84-464 (126 amino acids)
Biological process (GO): cellular response to amino acid stimulus; positive regulation of TOR signaling
Cellular component (GO): Ragulator complex
Source: RefSeq, a predicted model, not a curated record